Messenger RNA from Anopheles darlingi, 979 nucleotides. Its product is annotated as leucine-rich repeat-containing protein 57. NCBI's taxonomy places the organism in Eukaryota, Metazoa, Arthropoda, Insecta, Diptera, Culicidae. The coding region runs from base 78 to 794 and encodes 238 amino acids. The transcript has a single exon. Gene Ontology annotation, molecular function: protein binding. The record is from RefSeq and is a predicted model, not a curated record.
ACAAAAAAAAUUGCGAGGAAAAACUUCGUCGUCGAAAUUCUUUGUUUUAGCAAACUUUUAGUAAAAGGACCACAAUUAUGGGAAACAAGCAAGUGAAACAGCAUUUUGAGACGGCCAAGAAAACGGGAGUGCUCAAGAUUUCGCUCCUUCGAUUGGAUGAAUUUCCCUCCGCGCUGAAAACGUUCCCGAACGUGCUGAAAACGCUGGACAUCUCGGAAAAUCGCUUCACCGUCCUGCCGGAAGAUGUGGCACGGUUCACGAUCCUCAAGCACCUCAACGCCAGCGGUAACAAAAUCGCGAUAAUGCCCGAGUGCAUCGGAGUGCUGGUUAAACUCGAGACACUCAACAUGAUGAACAACCUGCUGACGACCGUUCCGAGGAGUUUGGCGAGCUGCGUACACCUGAAGCAGGUCAUCCUGAGCAACAACCAGAUCAGCAGCUUCCCCAUCAUGCUCUGUGAAAUGAAGCACCUCGAUCUGCUGGACCUGUCCAGGAACAAAAUCACCGAAGUCCCGCCGGAAGUGCGGUCGCUUCAGGUGACGGAGCUGAACCUGAACCAAAACCAAAUCACGGUGCUCGCGGAGGAAAUCGCCGACUGUGUCAAGUUGCGGACGUUGCGACUGGAGGAGAACUGCCUGCAGAUCUCGGCUAUUCAUCCCCGGAUUCUGAUUGAAUCGAAGGUGUGCAAUCUUUGCGUGGAAGGCAAUCUGUUCAACUCGAAGCAGUUCAAUGAGCUGCAAGGAUACGACGCUUACAUGGAGCGAUACACGGCGGUGCGCAAAAAGAUUUCCUAAACUGCCUUUCCCAGCGAAUGAAGGAUUUAUAAUCAAGGAUUGUAUUAUAUGCAGUGUCGAGCACGAGAAAUCCACGAUCCUCCCUGUAUCCUCCUCACGAGCACGUUCCGUUUGUUACAGGUUUUAAAUUAAUUCUUAUCACAUGUUGCUUCAAAGACGUUUGCUAGUAAAAUAAACGUAUUAAA